AUGCAAGCUCAGCUACUCAAACAGAGUGUUAACAAUCAGCAAUCGCAAUUGUUAAUUCACGAAUUGAUAAGUGUCUCCAUCUAUUGCGUGACGUUUUUGCGCGAUGUAUUUGAAGAAAACAACUAUAUCGACACCAAGUAUUAUAACGAGAGAUACCCUAGACCCGACUCUAAUUACAUCCGAACAAAGAGGUUAAGACGUGGGGUUACUAAUUUUGCUGACCUGAUUAUCAAAUGUGUUGAUGAAGGUAUUAAGGAUUCAAUUGAAAAGGAAUAUUUGAAAGCCGUUCUGUUUGCAAUUCAGUUACCAAAUGAUUGUGGGUUCACCGUAUGCGAAAACUACUUGUUUGGGAUUGAUUACUUGACGAACCAAGUACUGUUCUCAAUCAACAAUAUGGAGACAGAGAUUGAGAUGCUUGACUAUGACCAAAUUAUUAGCCAAAUACAAGGAAUGAUCAAAAGGUUAAUUGUCUUAACACAGACAUUUGAUGUGUUACCUCGGAAAAAGUCAGUUUUGAUAAAGUUGCUCUUUAAUGAUCUGUGUCCUCCAGAUUACCAACCGCCUCACUUUGAAGAUGCCACAGACUUACCUCCAACCACAAUUAAAGUCAACAAAGAAACUGGAGUAAACGAUCUAGGCUCUGUUAAUACAGGUAAUAACCAGGUCAAAUUGAGCAUUUUGAUUGCAGAUAAAGACGGAGUGAACUCCACCGAUAUUGACCCCUUUGAAUUUUUCAACAAUUCCAAUGACUCCAUCAUUGGUGAUGUUCCAGCUUCUUCUUUACACUUGGAUAGCUUUUUGGAAACGAGCAAGAAUGAAACAGCUGCACCUACACAGUAUUUGUCACAUAUUUCCCCAACUUGUCAAAAAUGUGAUACUAAACUCAAUGUCGUUGAGUAUGGCUAUAGCAAACCAUUAAAGAGGCCACUUACUUGCAUCAAAUGUAUGUUUGGGUCAGAAAUAGAUAAAGAUCUCCUUGUGUUGCAAAAAAUUAGGCUUUUGUGGGAUUAUCUUUGUCUUCACGAGUUUCCUAGCACUAAUCUGUUGUUGGCGUUGACAAAUUUGACUUUGAACGAUGGUGAUAUCCUUAGACGUGUGCUUAACAAUUUGUUUCAAGAAAAUGUCCUCGUUGUAACUAAGGAAGGCCAAUUUGAAUCCGGUACUGUCAAUUAUCAUAUCGGAUCGGGUGAGUUUGCUCCUAUAGUUGAAGGGAUAAUUGAUAAUUAUGGUACUCCCAUGGUGAAGAAUAGGCGCUAUUUUGUUAUAUUUGUUCCUGUUAUGCGUGAAAGGUUCCCGUAUUUGUCAUACGAUGAAUCAGUGGUUGAUUUGUAUUUCCCUAAUAUACAAUUACCUAGAGUCAACUUUGUCAAACUCAAUUUGAAAAAGUUUAAAGCUAGAUGUUUACAAAGAGAAACUCAGUUUAGUGCCAGAAUUGUACGUACUGUGAUACCAGAUUCUCAGGCAUCCACAGGAGUGGUUAAGAAAUAUGGUGGAUAUAAAAUUCCUCGUAUUGUUGAUGAGGAAACUGCCGAUGAAAGCAAGGACGAAAUUGAUCUCGAUGCGUCGUCUCUUGGAUACACAGCACAAGAAAAACCUGGUAAUACUAUAGCAGAAACCACAAAGCAAAUAAAGGACUUGUCAUUUGCCGAUUCGAUGGUAAUUUUGUCGCAAGAGCCAUUGCCAGUGAGAACAGAGGAGGUAAUAUCAGUACCAUCAUUGCUGAAAAGAAAGGUUCAACAACAGCUGCAAGAGGUGCGGAAGAAAAGAAAGGUCAGUAUCAACAAGGCUUAA
Molecule: messenger RNA, 1791 nt
Organism: Lodderomyces margitis
Lineage: Eukaryota; Fungi; Ascomycota; Pichiomycetes; Serinales; Debaryomycetaceae
Product: HORMA domain-containing protein
Exons: 1
Coding region: 1-1791 (596 amino acids)
Biological process (GO): synaptonemal complex assembly; meiotic recombination checkpoint signaling
Cellular component (GO): nucleus
Source: RefSeq, a predicted model, not a curated record